UUUCUUUGCGCGGAACGCGACUUGCAGCGCAGAGCCCGAGGCUACGAGCAGCUCAAGCGACUCGCCAUCGCAAACAUUGAUGAGAAUCGACCGCCUGCGCCGCCACUAUCAGCAGGCCCCCACCCACAAACAAAUCCUCCAGUUACCUGCCCGAGGCGCCUUGCAUAUUCUGCGUCAUGAUUGUCGGAGCCUAAGUGCCUGCACAUUCAAUUGCUCGUCCGCUCCCUGGCCGUCAUCUGCGCCUGCCCUCCUCGCAGCAGCUCCUCCCCUUGACCGAGCUCCCAGUGGGCAUCCUCGCCCGCGACGGUCACAAUGUCGGCGGCACCAGGGCCCCAGGCCUUCACGUCUUCGUAUGCGCCCCGAUUGCGGACAUACAACAACUCGCUGCUAGUGCCUGUGAUCAACACACCCCAGGCAGGCCCCAUCGCACGAACAACCAAGCGAGGCACGACCGUCAUCAACUACGCCGAGGACGGCUACGACGACUACGACGAUGACGACGACGACAGCCGCCGCCGGCCCACGGGCCUCCGGAGCCUGCGCCGAGACGACAGCGUGGCCAAGGUCGACCCUAGCGAGCGCGUGGGCAAGGACACGACGGUGCCUGUUGAGGUGGCUGGCAUCUGGAGGGACUGGAUGGGCAAGAGUCGGAUACCCCGGCCGGACGCACAGAACUAUGCGCAGGCCUCGCUGCCUCUGACUCUUAUCCCCAUCCGGCUCGAUGUCGAGAUCCCCUCCUUCAUACCGGCGCCAAACAUCCAGAACGUGAACGACUCGACACAGAAGCAGGAAAUGACUGUCCCGUACCGUCUCAAGGACAGCUUCAUGUGGAACCUGCACGAGACGCUCAUCACCACGGACCAAUUUGCUCAGCAGCUCGUUCACGACCUUGAUCUGCCCAACAGGAACUCCGUUAUGGCCGAGAUCAGCAAGCAGAUCAGGACACAACUAGAGGAGUACGCAGGCGUGGCCCUCCACCCGCUCUUCCACUCUGCCCAGAAGCCUACCGCUGGACCCGUGCCGCCAACACUGAGUCGAGCCGACUCGGCCACCCCAACACCCCAGGCUGUGGGCGCAGGCCGCUCAGACACCCCGCUACGGGGUGCUCUAUUUGCACCCGCCACCCCAUCGAGGCUUGGGCCAGGAACGCCAGUGCCGACAACAUCAAUGUCUCAGGCCGCGCCGACCUCGAAUGCCGAGGUAACGGCUACGGCCGAGCACGCUUCGGGGGAUUCGGACGACCUGAACCUAGACGAUACGUACCGCUGUGUCGUAACCCUCAAUAUCUACCUCGGCUCUCAUCUGUACACGGACAAGUUCGAAUGGUCGUUGCUCCACCCGCCAGGCACCGCCGAGGCCUUUGCCAAGGUCACAUGUGCGGACCUUGGCCUGUCAGGGGAGUGGGUGCCCGCCAUGACGCACGCUAUCUACGAAGCGGUGCUGCGGCUGAAGAAGGAAGCGUGCGAGUCUGGUGGGUUGGUCGUGUCUGGUGCUGGAGACUUCCCCGGUGCUGACGCAUCUAGCGGUGGUCCGGCGGGUGCAGACGGUGCUGGAGCCGGCUGGAGGCACGACCCGGAGCACCUGGCGGACGACUGGGAGCCGCGGGUGGAGCCGCUGUCCAAGGAGGAGAUGGAGAAGCGCGAGGGCGACAGGGAGCGCCAGAUCCGCAGGUUACGGCGCGAAACGGCCCGGUUCAGCAGCAACACGGGCAUGGUCGGCGGCGUCCCAGUCGGCUUCGGCUUCGGUGGCCUGAUCGAGCAGGAAGAGGAGCGCAUGGGCCGCGGCGAGCGGAGCAAGAAGAAGCGCCGCUUCCGCAGCCUGUCGCCCCUUGGCCGAUCAGGCACCCCGGGCGGCCGCGGCACACCCGAUGUUGGCGCGUCCUCGGGCGGAUAUGGCGGCGGAGGGACCCUGACGGAUACGGAGCGGAGUAUGUGGAGGUGCUCGCACUGCAAGGUCUGGGGAACGUGCGUUUGGGCCGUGCGGGACGGACCACAUGGGCCUCGGUCAUUAUGCAACAAUUGCGGCUUCACGUACGAGCGGGACCGCAAACUGCCUCGCUGGACAAAGAACAUGCACGCCAACGACAUGCGCUUCGUCUAGAACACGGGCCACAUGAAUGCGGCGGCCAACGGUACUCAGGUUCAGAGUGACAUUGACAGCGUCGUGCCAUCGCCGGCUCGGAAGCGCCGCGCCGCUGGAAAGUCGACAGGCUGAAAGCCUCGACUGCACUCUUCUAGUCCGUCUAAUCAACUGGCCGCCGGGACCAGCAACACGGAGGUGGGGUAGACAUGGUACAAAAGAAGGGAGGGUUGAUUUGGCGGCGUACUUUGGGUUGGGAACAAAGCGGCGGGCAUGUUUUACUCCUUAUUUCUCUUUCAUUUCCUCUUUUCCCCCCUUGGCUAUACGUGCACGUUGGCACCUCUGCAAACCCACCUACCUCCCUCGACGUUGAUUCUCGACAUGCCCCGAAACUGUGUCUUGAUCAGGAGAACACUCAUAGACGGGCGCGAUUUUUACCGAUAUGUUCAGUGUGCCAUACACAAACUACGAGCGUGCUAAGACAGCAUCGCCGAUAUACGAGCCGGCCACACGGAAGAGCUUAAUAGUAGCACUUGAGAUGUCGAACUAAGAUUCCAGCUGAAUAGAUAUGUCUUAGUGCAUGAUACAACUGCCAGAUUGUACAUAUAUUUAUAUAUUCUCAUUUUUGCGUACCUCAUAACCAACAUGAGAAAUACGCCGGACAAGGGAUAGCACGAUCAAUAAG
Messenger RNA from Gaeumannomyces tritici R3-111a-1, 2764 nucleotides. RefSeq lists its product as hypothetical. The record is from RefSeq and is a predicted model, not a curated record. Gene Ontology annotation, cellular component: RSC-type complex; nucleus; nuclear chromosome. The transcript is spliced from 2 exons. Gene Ontology annotation, biological process: regulation of transcription by RNA polymerase II; chromatin remodeling. The coding region runs from base 313 to 2100 and encodes 595 amino acids. Gene Ontology annotation, molecular function: transcription coregulator activity. NCBI's taxonomy places the organism in Eukaryota, Fungi, Ascomycota, Sordariomycetes, Magnaporthales, Magnaporthaceae.